Calidris pugnax (ruff) is the source of this 1196-nucleotide messenger RNA. It is a transcript of the gene LLPH, whose product is annotated as LLP homolog, long-term synaptic facilitation (Aplysia). Gene Ontology annotation, cellular component: nucleolus. Bases 100 to 444 code for a protein of 114 amino acids. Lineage: Eukaryota; Metazoa; Chordata; Aves; Charadriiformes; Scolopacidae. The transcript has 3 exons. Gene Ontology annotation, molecular function: RNA binding. The record is from RefSeq and is a predicted model, not a curated record. Gene Ontology annotation, biological process: dendrite extension.
GGGGCCUGACGCGUCAGCCCGCCCCACCCUGCGCGUGCGCGGGGAGGGAGCGCGGCCCUGCGCGCGGGCGGACGGCGGACCUCGUGUGCGGCCGGGGCCAUGGCGAAGAGCCUGAGGAGCAAAUGGAGGAGGAAGAUGCGGGCGGAGAAGAGGAAGAAGAACGCGCCCAAGGAGCUGGAGAGGCUGAAAAAGACCCUGGGCACCAACGCGGACGUCCUCAUGGAGGAGGUGAAGGAGGUGGCCACCGUGGUGACCCCCAAAACGGUCCUCGAGCAGGCGGAUGAUGGCAAAAUGGACGUAGAUAAUAAACGAAACAAAAAAACUCUUCUAGACCAGCAUGGACAGUACCCAAUAUGGAUGAAUUCCAGGCAGAGAAAGAAGCUCAAGGCACAGCGUGUUAAAGGGAAAAAAAAGGCAAAAUUGGCCAAAGGCCUAGCCUGGUAAAAUUGGAGUUUUGUAAAAUCAUGAAUAUUUUACCCACAAAAUAAAUAUCCCAAAUAAUUACACGAUACUUUUGUGCUUGGCCAUCGAGUGUAAUUUAUUGUGUUGCAGGAAUUUUUGAAGAGACUGUUAGGCCAGCAAAUGAUGGAAGCAAUAUCAACCUGGUGUCUGUCAAACUUAAAAAAACAAUACAAAAAGCAAGCUGAGUGCCUUUGAAUAGACUAAGUAUCUGUGCUUUUCUGUUUUCUUGAGGGCAAAUGUCUUAAUCUUUUAUAUUGUGAAUGCUGAAAAUGCUAAAGGAAAUCCUUAAAAUCGUGAAACUAUAAAUAGUUUUUGUACUGUGGUCUUUGUCAAUGUAACUUGUCUUUUACUAGAUUUAACCAAAGGAUUCUGUAAAUUCACCAUAUCCUUUAAAUUAUUGUAUAAAAUUACUUCUGUUGCGCCAAUCUGUAUUGCUUUUAACAUCUGGUAAUUAAGGAAAACGGGUCUUUAACUUGUAAUUUGUAAGAGAUUAUACACUGGUAUCAACACCAAGGCUUCAUGAAACCUCUGUGAGUAAAAAGACAAAGUGUCAGUCUGACUUUAUUUUGCAAAGAGAAUGCUGUUGGAACAAAGAAGUAUUUCACUGCUGUCUGCAACUGAAAUAUUGUAGGAACUAAAUAACCGAAAGUAAAACUGAUUCUUUUAUUAUUAAUAUGAGAAAAUGCAAUGGCACAGAUUGGAAAUAAAAUAGUUUUAUUUAAGACCUUUUCCAA